Xiphias gladius (swordfish) is the source of this 4601-nucleotide messenger RNA. RefSeq names its product tumor protein p63 regulated 1 (gene tprg1). Bases 491 to 1327 code for a protein of 278 amino acids. Gene Ontology annotation, cellular component: cytoplasm. The transcript has 7 exons. NCBI's taxonomy places the organism in Eukaryota, Metazoa, Chordata, Actinopteri, Istiophoriformes, Xiphiidae. The record is from RefSeq and is a predicted model, not a curated record.
AGCGAGAGGCGUCAAUGCGAGUCACACGACACCCUUUCACCCGGUGAAAGAGAGAGUGAAAUCUGCUCUGUGUGCACGGACAGGUGAGUUGAAGCCAUUACCCAGUCUAACAACAGCAAAGUCCUAUUCAGAGAUGAUCCUUAUUCAGAGUUUAAAAAGCCGUCCGAGACCAGCAGCUCUCCCAUGUGAAAAUUAGGAUCCACAUAGCAAUGAAUGUGCAGGGUUUACGGCCUGUCCCACUGUUAUUCCGAUCCCAGUAAAUAAAAAGCCAGUGUGCCUGGUCAGGAUGCUUUGAGCAUCCGCGGCAGCUGACGUGACGCCCUCUACAACAAACUAAUGUUAGACAAGACCAGGGAACCAGGAAGUUAUACACCUGUAGCUGCUUCCCCAUUUACAUCACUUUUAAAACUUAGCGCGACCUCGACCAUUGCUGGUCUGUUUGUGGAGCGACUCAAGUGUCGAUAGUGAGGAAGAAGUGUUGUGAAGCCCCAUGAUGGCAGAGGCUGAGGGGGAAGCAGCGCCCAGUGAGGAGCAGCAGAAUCAGCUCCGCGCCUCUACCAGCGGCCCGGGGGACAAUCAACCUGCUGCGCGCACUGAGUGCACCGAGGAGCCGGCAGCGGCGGGCGGAGCGCCCCGCUCUCCGCCCUGCGCCUUCCCUGCGGAGUUAGCACCGGACCUGUUCAAAUUCAGGAAGUUCUUCGUGUUGAGGCCUGGCACUCUGAAUCAGGCCAUCAAAAACGUUGAAGCUCUGGUGAAUAAAGAAGUAGACGGCAGCAUUCUCAGCAUCUGGCUGAUGGCAGAGGUUGAUCACUGGAACAAUGAAAAGGAGCGUCUUGUUUUCAUCACAGACAACUCUCUCCUGGUCUUCAAGUACGACUUUGUCAUGUUCAACUGUGAUCAAUUACAGAGGAUCCCGCUGAACUGUGUGGACCGCAUCUCCCACGGCACCUUCAGCUUCCCAAAGCCCUCCCUUCUCCAGAGAGAAGGGGAGGGGGUGCGAGUCUUCUGGGACCGACUGAGAGAGCCUUCCUUCACCUCCAGGUGGAACCCCUUUGCCACUGACUUCCCUUUCAUCACCUUCACCUACCACCCUGUGAGGGACAUUGGUGACACAUUCGCUGCUCUCUGCGACAUCCAGAACUUUCGUGAGCAACUCAGGGAUGCAGCACAGAAAGUCCAUGCCAUGAAGCCAGUCCCUGGGAAGGCCAAUGGUGUCCUGGUCCUGAAUCAGCAGAUCCACAUCGACGUCUAUGUGGGCCUCAUGUCUUUCAUCGGGAACCAGAACAAACUGGGCUACUGCAUGGCUCGAGGAAACAUUGGCUUCUAAACUUUUCAACAUUAACAUAAUACUUCUGUUGUUGUUCAAAUUGUUUGCUCUAAAUUACAAAGCUCGUAUUCAAGUAGAUAGGUUUGUUUACAGAGAGUUCGUAAUUCUUGAAGGCUUGACCAAAGAUUUUUCCUUAUUCGGGUUUACUUUUGUUUCAUGUGGAAGCCUGGAUUCCCAGGAUGAAGUGUAUGAGGUUUAAACAACUUUGUGAUCUCCCCCUCUGCUUAUUACCAGUGUGUGGUGUCUGAGCACUCAGAAAUUUCCACAUUUCAACACCACUCUUCACUGGAUGACGGAUCCCUCGCUGCUCUCAGGGAGCUUUGUAUUUGCUUCUCAGUGAUAUGGUAAUUCAACUCUUUCGCAACGGGACUCCUUUCUUCCUCCCCCAGUGUCUCUGUUAAAAGCUCAUUCCCAUGCCGUUCAGCCCCUUAGAGAUUCACUGGAGCAUGGGGGGCACAUUUGUCAGUUUAUCAUUUGUAGUGUAUUUAUACAGUGCAUACAGUGCUGGAAUUUGUCCUUGAAUUGUGUGUUUACCGUGUGACGCUCUGCCUUGUUUAGUAUCAUCUGUUUGUUUUUUGAGCCACAGACAUGAAUAUAUAAGAUGACUUAUUUUGUUAUCUUUCAAUUUUAUUAAUAUGAAAAAUAUGCUGUUUUUUAUGCAGACUCCUAUGCACUAUACCUUGUCCCCACUAAGUAAGAAUUUGUAAUUGCUGAAAUGUUAACCUAGUGGUGACCUUUGACCCUUUACCAAUGCUACAACUUUUGACGUACAAUACAAAGAGUACCCGUGCCUGCACCUGAUGUUCUGUCGUUGCUGCAGCACAUGAGUAAUAUUAUCACACAUUUAAAGUUGUUGUAUAAUUAAAUUAAGAUUUCAUGCUGGUUGAUUUGGCGACACCUGUGGUUACCGGUGGUAAAAGCAUGUGUGGUUUAGUUCUACAGCAAACAUUCGCUGAGCAGCUACUUUGUCGCCAGUUCAGUGCUUUUAAUAUGAAGCAGCAGCACUAGGACGUGUUGCGUUUGCAUUAGCAGUAACAACCGCAGUUCUGACUGAGCUGUAGGAGAGUGAACAGUGAAUAACUAGGCUGAUAGCGGUGAGAUAAAAUUACAGUCAGUAACGCUGGAUUAUAUGAUAUGUCAUUUCUCAAUCAAUCUAACAGUGUAAAUCCACCUUCCUGCAACUCUAAAGAUAAUGAAUAAACAAUAAAUGAUUAUAUUCUAUUUGUUUAAUCUGUACGUAAACAAAGUGUAAUAACAACAAAAUGUCGUUACACGGGUCUUGCAGAUCAUGAGAGUCGUGCCAGUCCGCUCAUCCAAUGCUAUCUCUCAGCAUGAAACUUUAUGAGGGCAUUUCCCAAAAUGUCAAAUCUUUUCUUUAAAGAGAUAAUAUGAUCAUACCUCUGCCUUCUACAACCAAGAAAUGGCAGAGGGACGUUAAGAAGUGGCCUCAGAUAGCAGAAUCACUAAGUUAGCUUAGCGUUAGCCUAGUGAUGUGGUGAUGCAGGACUCUGAGGCUCUGAUGUGGUUCUAUGUCUGCUUUGAGACAGACAAGGUUCAGUUCCCCCUCCUUCAAUAAAACGCAUUUGUGCGGAGCCAAACUAGGGUCAGCUGAGAAAAAUGAGCCACGUGUAAAGCUGCACUCUGGGUUUCCAAAUCUGUGCGCACGGUUUAUAAACCCUGCUCACGGUGUUGAAAAACAUGCGCAGGGAUUUGCGUACGGCUUUCUUCUUCAGGUUUUGGAGUGAAAAUACAACGUGAAACGUCCAAAGCCAAUUGCAAUAUAGCAUGAAAUCUACCCUUAAAUCUAGAUAACUUGGACUUACUUGUCGGAUGCGGGCACUAAGGGAGUAUCAGCCUCACAAUUUUUUCAGAUUGUUCAUCACUUCACCAUCAGUAGCAACAGAACCAAUAAAAUAGCUAGCUAAAUAAGCUACUGAAUGUUAUCCGAGGUCCCCUUUCCAAGUCUUCCUCUCAUCCCUCGGUAGAAGAAGGCAGAAGUGAUCACAUUGUCCCUUUCAAGAUGUGACAGGCUGUGUUCCCACAUCAUGUGCUUCUCCAGAAUCUCUGAGAAAAGGGAGGACACCUGUAGCAAGCUGCUAACUCUCACAGCGGCCUGUAUAUCGAAGGGAAUAACCAGAAGCUGGCAUCAUGGAGUUAGGAAUAAGGUGCAUAGAGAGGUAAUUACUGAAUGUAAAUAUACUGAAUGGCUAUUGAUGGAAAAAUGCCGACCAUAAAUAGUAACAAAAACUUGGUUUGAUUUAAAGAAAAUCUUAAGGAUAUCGUUAAAGCUUCAAAAGUAAAAUUGCACACUAGUAAAAUACAGACUCGUUUACAAAUGACACCUUUCCCUGAGUGACAAAAGUCAAUGUGGACAAACUAAGCCAGCAGUAUUUAGUCUCUUCAGGCAAUCUCAUCAGGAAACAAGAUUAAGUAUUUCCCAAGAAGAGUGUCACAGGAAUACAUGCAGCUGUUAUUCUACAUGGUAAAUUAUAUGGUAAAGUUCAGCACCUUCAGUAUCAUGUAUCAUAACCUUAGGGUUUUGAGGGGUUAACAUGUUUCCUCCCAGAAUGAGGACGUGUCUGUCAUCCGGGAUCAAGCACUGCUCUGGCCUGGAGCGAGGCACCUCAUCCAUAUUUCUGCUCUCAAGGUUGUAAAAGAUGUCCAGAAAACAGGCUUAACUGCCAGAUAAAGGAGCACGCAUAAAGUUAUGUAGCUUAGCCCCUCAAGAAAAGUUAAGCAGAGUUUCACGUUUGGGUCACCUGAUCAUUCAAAGGGGUGACUUUAUUUGAAAAAUAUCCAACUAAGUGUAUUUAUUUUGUUUGGUUUCCAUGGAUGGCAGUUGUAGCUGUAAUUAUUUUAUUCUUUAAUUUUCAUGACUUUAUCUUGGCUGCAGGUAAACAAGUUACCAAAACAUCGUGCAAUAGCAUGACAGUGAAUGCUUCAAAGACUGCCAUGUCACAAAUAAUGGAGGACUUCCUCAGAUGUAGUAUUUGUGAUUACACUGUUUGCUGUUCAGAUAAUGCACUGUACAAGUUCUGUCAUGUUUAAAGUCUCUUGUUUCCUUCCAGUCUUUAUUUGUGUAACUGUUAACAGCAUCGCUUCUCCUAAUACCAGGAUGUAGGAUAAAUAUGGGCCAGUGUUUGUGUGCAGAUGUUCAUUCAGGAGACAGGAGGGAGUGUGGAUGUGUUGUUGUGCAUGAUCCAUCCCUGUCCUCGGAUGCUCCUUUUUUCCUUUAGAGAUCAUUAUGUUUAGCCCUCAAGGUACUACAUCUUAA